GCUGUGAUUGCGUCAGGCGGAAGCUGGGUCCAUUUCCUGUUGUGGAGUGCGGAGCUCUGUGUCCGUGUUUUUUUUUUCUCCGGGAGGUUUGUCUGUUCUGCGGCCGGCACCAUGGCGAUGCAAGCGGCGAAACGUGCCAAUAUCCGUUUACCACCUGAAGUGAACAGGAUAUUGUACAUCAGGAAUUUGCCCUAUAAAAUCACUGGGGAGGAAAUGUACGAUAUCUUUGGAAAGUACGGACCUAUUCGUCAGAUCAGAGUGGGAAACACGCCGGAGUCCAGAGGCACUGCAUAUGUGGUCUAUGAAGACAUCUUUGAUGCCAAAAAUGCCUGUGAUCAUCUGUCUGGUUUUAACGUCUGCAACAGAUACUUGGUUGUCUUGUACUAUAAUGCAAACAGGGCAUUCCAGAAGAUGGACACAAAGAAAAAAGAAGAGCAGCUCAAACUUCUCAAAGAGAAAUAUGGAAUCAACACCGACCCACCCAAAUAAUCCCACUUAAUUUUGCUGAUUUUUACCCCCCCCCACCACACUUUUUUUUCCUUCUUUUGUUUGUUUUUAAAACUUUGCCAGUUCCUAAAUACAAGGAGUUGUGGAAGGGAUACAGUAUAUGGACUAAUUUAUCUUUAUGCAACUCUUCCCUUGAGGAGUGAAUAUGUUGAAACUGAUCUGUCACCAGACGCUGCUUUGCCUUUACUUUAAGGUCCGGCUUCCACAUACCUAUAGUUCAUUUUUGAUGAGCGCUGAAGUUUUCAUAUUUCUGGUGAGAUUUUUCUGGUGUCCUUGUUGCAGACAUAUUAUAAGGCCAAGCUACAUGGCCAUCCUCCUUCCCUGUGAAAAUGGGAUCAUUCUGUAAUGGCUCUGCAAACUGACAGAAGUUAGAUCUCCGGUGCAGUAUUGUAACCUGGAGUUCAUGAGCGAUAGAAGAAAGCAUGCCAAUUCACCUAAAACCAUAUUAUCUGGUAUGGAAAAAAUGUAAAACUCAAUUGGAAUAAAAAAAAAACCAAGGUGACAUAAACACUGCAUGAAAACAGUAGAGGCUAAGUUGAUAAUUAGGUGUGAUCCUGUUAAACUUUUUAUUCUGGUGUUUGUGGAUUGAGCCUUUAAGCAUUUUUUUGCUCCCUCUGCAAAAAACAGAAUUUCCAGUCUGGAGGCUGCUAAUUGGACCUCUCCCUGAACAGUGCCUCAAUAUGCCGCCCAUGUCCCCUUCUCAUGGCAAAGCUCAUGCUCCCUGCUGAUUGUGCUACUGUGGCUCUGUUUUCAUGCAGCCUGAGUUUAUUGCUCACUUUAUCUUCAUGUUCAUGGUCAGGUGUAAAUAAAGUAAGUUUUCCUGGCAAUACAGAACAUUAUUGGAACCUGUUGGUGAGCUAAUUGAAGGCAUUGAUAUGUUGAUUCUUCGGGGUAGUGUCUUCGAAGACGAUGAAAGAAUUCCUUAAAGGUCUGCUAGGUUUUCAUUCACCAAAAUGCAAUGUAUUUGUGUCAUUGUAAUUAAACCUUUUCCACAGUAA
Rana temporaria (common frog) is the source of this 1505-nucleotide messenger RNA. It is a transcript of the gene SF3B6, whose product is annotated as splicing factor 3b subunit 6. The transcript is spliced from 4 exons. The record is from RefSeq and is a predicted model, not a curated record. Gene Ontology annotation, molecular function: mRNA binding. Gene Ontology annotation, cellular component: nucleus; ribonucleoprotein complex; cytoplasm. Lineage: Eukaryota; Metazoa; Chordata; Amphibia; Anura; Ranidae. Bases 112 to 489 code for a protein of 125 amino acids.